Misgurnus anguillicaudatus (oriental weatherfish) is the source of this 6142-nucleotide messenger RNA. It is a transcript of the gene shf, whose product is annotated as SH2 domain-containing adapter protein F. Lineage: Eukaryota; Metazoa; Chordata; Actinopteri; Cypriniformes; Cobitidae. Gene Ontology annotation, molecular function: phosphotyrosine residue binding. The record is from RefSeq and is a predicted model, not a curated record.
UAUUCUCAGGUGUAAUAUCCCACCAACAGAUCAGCUGUCUCUCAGUCUUAACACACGCGAGCACGAGUCGAGCGCAGAGUUUAACAAACAGAAAGUGAUAGAGGUCGGGAAACAGACACUUAUCGCGCCGAAACAGCACACGGACGCGUUUCUCGGGCGUUAAAGAGACUCUGGGACGGGAAACUGGUACGGAUAUAUUUAUAUUAAAUCAGAGUUUUGAGCAAUGCGUUGGCAGCAUGGCCAAAUGGUUCAAGGAGCACCUGGGUUUCAAAACCACCAAAGCCCCACCACCGGCGCCCCCGAAACCGGACUACCGACACUUCCACACCACUGUAUCCAGUUCGCCCGGAUAUCUCCUCCAGCAGCAGCAGCAACAACAGCAGGCGGGCUCCGGGUUCAUGUCCGCUCAGCCCGAUAUUAUCACCGCGUACAAACUCCAGAAGGAGCUCGACUUCGAGGAUCCGUACACGGGAGGCGGAAAUAUUCCCUUCUCUACUGGACUUGGUUCAGUGGGUUCGCCGGACGUCAAGUACGUGUCUCCGAAACACCGGCUUAUAAAGGUGGAGACAGUCGAGAGAAGCGGGUCGAGCUCGGGCAGCAGUAGCGGGGUUACAGCGGUGAAAUCCCCCAGCUCUCCACCUGCCGAACCUGAGAGCAGCGGCGGAGGAAAACAGGAGAAGCUCACAAUCCUAGAGGACUAUGCAGACCCCUUUGAUGCAGCGGACCAGGCGGGCAGCACCCAGACGGUCACAGAGAAGCCAACGGAAAACGACGGCUACAUGGAGCCGUACGAGGCCCAGAUGAUGAUGGCUGAAAUCCGAGGUGGUCGUGGGUCUAAAGACGGUUUAGUUCGGCAGCUACCUCUAUACGACACCCCCUAUGAGGAGAAUGGAGGAGAGCCGGAUGGAGGCCGGUGUUCUCGUGAGAGCAGACUACCGCAGGAUGACGAAAGGCCUCCCGAGGAGUACGACCAGCCCUGGGAGUGGAAAAAAGAGCGGAUAUCUAAAGCCUUUGCAGCUCUGCUUUGUUAUGGCUGCAUUAGUCACGAGGACUCAGCCAGCAGAGGACCAAGCAGCAGAGAUGCCAACAUCUCUAGACCCCUCAAAGUAGAGAUUAAAGUGAUUAAGGAGCUGCCCUGGCCUCCUCCAGUUGGGCAGCUCAACACCAGUCCACCCAUAUUGGAGGGGGUGGAGGCUCCAUCCCAGCCUGCCCAGUCCUCCCCAGGACAUAAUGCCACAGCAACUGGCUGUGACCAGCACCAACACGUGCAGUUUGACGGUGUGGAAAAGUCCAGAAUGUCGCCCACGAAAGACAUGAAGUCCCGUCCACUCCAGAGGCACUCUAGCGGCUGCCUGGUCAACACUAAGAUGAGUUCACUGGAUCACAACGCUGCCGCAGUAGGGGAACGCAUAGACCCCUCCAUGCCUCUGGAAAGCCAGUUCUGGUAUCACGGAGCAAUUAGUCGGACCGAUGCCGAGUCUCUGCUGAGGUUGUGUAAAGAGGCCAGUUAUCUGGUGAGAAACAGCGAGACCAGCAAAAAUGACUACUCCCUGUCACUCAAGAGCAGUCAAGGUUUCAUGCAUAUGAAGCUGUCGCGGACCAAAGAUAAUAAGUAUGUACUGGGCCAGAACAGCUGCCUGUUCGACAGCGUGCCUGAGAUCAUCCACUUUUACUCCAGUCGCAAACUGCCAAUCAAAGGAGCUGAACACAUGUCCCUGCUUUACCCGGUGGCCAUACGGACACUAUAGUAAACAUACGGUGUAAAAUGUACUGUAUCAUUUUACAGCAGGACAGCUACGGCAGCCAUUCAUAAAUGCAUAACAAACAGAACUGCAGAAUGAGGAACACGAUCGUCUUUAUCAUUUUAGGUUUUAUAGGCUUGUUAUAAAACAGAAUGCUUUGGUUAAGCAUUUAUAAAUGGCUGCGUAAGACCAUCAAUAAACUAAAGUGCUACUGAAGUCCCAAAGGCAAAAAGGGAGAUUUCUGGAAAGCUUAAUUCGUCUCGCCCAAGCUCAAUGGACUAAUGGAGCAGAACUGACCACAGUACAGAAGAAAAUGACUUCUCUGCAGCAUUACCUUCUCAAACAUGCCCUUCUCCCUGAUCCCAGACCUGCUCUUAUAGUCUUAGACCUGCACCUCACACUUUAUCAAUAUCAUUUCCUCUACUGUUACAUACUGUAAAAACUUGACAUUGACAUCAUCAUGGAAAUAUUGAUCUGUCUGAAUAUUUGGAUAUUGUCUCACAACUGAUUUGUUACUGUUUUGUUUAUACUGCUUAUUUCUAAAAAAAACAAAAAAAACAUAAAUUAGGGGUUCCCACAGUCCUAGAAAACCUGAAAAAUUUCAUGGAGGUGAAAUCUUAAUGAAUUAUCAUAAUUCUUUUACAUUACACUAGUUAAGGUCUGGUUUAAAAUGUUUAAUUCAUUUAAUUUUUUUUUUUUUUACAAAUUCGUCUAAAUGAUUCAUUUGCAUUUCUGUCUUAGUUUCAAUGAUUCUUAAAUAUGUAUAUGUAGUUAUCCAAAACGACUGAAAAGGUCAUAAAAUUCAUUGGCUAAUAGGUGUGGGAAUCCUUUUAGUUGAUCCAAGACACUUCAAACACAUUCAGGAAAAAAUUGUCAAAAUAUGUACCCUAGCUAUCACCGAAGUUUGCACCUAAAGAGUGCACAUUAGUAUCUCACAUUAGGUACAAAUUGGUACAUAUCUGUACCUAAAUGGGAGGACCUUUUAAAAGGGUACAGCAGGGGUUCAUAUUUUGAUCAUUUGUUUUCUAACAGUGCAGUUUCUUUCAAUGAAAAUAAACAAAAGCAGUCGAAUCCUACGUUAAUUUCCAGAACCUCAUCAUCUGGACUGUCAUAUUGCCUCAAUAUACAAAGCUAGUUGGGUUUGGUAAAAUAUUAAUGAUUGAAUAUCUUAAAACAAUACAGAAAAAGUAAAAAGACUGAAACGAUUGGACAUUUUCCCAGUUAGAUUUACAGUACAAAAACAUUCUGACUGAAUUUUUACUCCGCGCUGUCUUAGUGAAAAUCUGUGACAAAGUUCAUACAGACCCUAAUAACAAGAAUGUGCUAAUAAGAUAAGUAAAGAUUUAUGGAUGAAAAGAGAUGGAUGGUGCCAUUUAAGUUUACUUGGACAGGGCCGGUAUAUCAGAUAAUAUAGAUCUAUGCCACACGUCUUGGUAGUGCAUGGACUGAAUCGCCCUGUGUUUCUCAAGUAUGAAAAAGGACCUUUAAAAAAUAUGAGUCACUUUAUACUCCAUCAGAGUUUAGGAUGAUCUUGAAUAAGGGGAAUGAAAUAUGCCUGUAUAUUGUCUACCUCAGAAAAUCAAUUUCAUUCAUCCAUCCACUGAUCAAUAAGGUACAAUAGCAUUGCAGAUAUGAAUUCAUUUGAUUCUUCCUAAUUUUUUAGUUUUAGCUCCUUCACCUGAACACACAAUCAAAAGCCGUCUGUUUUAACCAUCAUUUCUAUGGAAAGUCACACUGUAAUUUUGUGAUACCCGUGACUUUGUUUGGUUAAUGCCUUAUACUGUAAUGCAUGGUUUAAAAAAGACAAAUCAAACUGAUUUACAACGUUCUGCUCUCAAUGAAUGUUUUGUGGCUGUAAUUUAUUAUGGAGAAAAGAAAUAAUACUAUUACUGAUGUUUUAGUCCUAUAGGCAACUAAGACAAUGAAGAUGUUUUCGGCCAGUGUAUGUGUUUGUAUGUGUGUGAUGCUGGUGUGCCAUAUAUCUGACCUUACUUUUCUUUGAAAUCCCCCCCCCCCAAUCUAAAGACUGACACUUGGUACAAUGUUUGCCAUGGAAACCAUUUAAAACAGACUGACCAAUCAGAUUCAAGCCUUGUCAAUGUAUCUCCAUUUUCCUGGCCCACCCAGUUUUUCUCAUUUGUCAGCACCUAUCAGUUUCUUUGUGUUGUUAUCAGUUUCUGUUUAAACUGUUACACUUAUGAGCACAGUUGUGGUACAGACUUUAAUUAUUUUCCUUUUUUCUUGUGCUUUAUAUAUGAAGUGUGGGUGGAUGCUUGCUGUUUUCAAUGCUGCCACUAAGACUUUAUUUUCCUACAUUUCCUUUUCAAAUGACUUUCUCAUGGACAUAUUGUGUAAAAAUCCUAAAAGGAAUAGUUCACCCCCAAAAUUUGUCAUCAUUCACUUAUUUUGUUCCAAACUGCUAUAAAAUAGUCAAUAUAAUGUACAUCAUAUUUUAAGUCCUCUGAUGGCUUUGUAAGGACCAGGCCAAAUUAUAAAUGAAUUGCUGAAUAACUUGCUGUCCAACAUCAUUCUCAGAUCUUAUCUGUGUACAACAUAAUAGAUAAUACAAAAUGAAACGUCAUACAAGUUUGAAACGUCACAAGAGUGUUUGAUAACAGAAUUUUUUUUUUUUUUUGUGAACUGUUCCUUUAAAUGUUAUUUGCACCAAGUCUGUAUAAAGAUAUAAAAUCUCCCAGACCCACGUUGCACAUCAUUGCAUUAUGCUGAAAUGUGAAACUAUUAAUGCUCUUGAUUGUUAAUCGCCUCUUCCAGUAAUUCCAUAAUUAUUCACACGAACGCGAAAAAACAACAGCUCUCAACUGCUCCAUAUCCAAUUCGCUCGAUCCCAGGGGUUCAAUGAAGAGGAGCAUCAUGCAGUAUAUGUGUCUUUCCCCGGAAAUGCAUUCGUGUUGUAGAGACAGACCCAGAGGAGAGAGCUCUCAGAGACAUGAUGGCUUUUUUAGAUGGGCCGGUGCAGAUGUCUCGCAACAGAAACAUGCUGCCUUAAGCUUUAAAAAGAACGAGUCCUGGACUUUAUGUGUGGUUUUUUUUGGAGGAGAAGGGAAUCAUUUUGGCCUAAAUCAGAGGGAAGAUGAAUGUACAGUAUGUAUGAAAGACCCUCGACUAUUCAUAAAAGCUGUUAGGAGAUGAAUGAGGUGUGUGCACUAUAUGACCCAGAAGAUCAUUUGUGUUUUAUGAAUUAUCGCUUUGCUAACUGUUAAUACAGAUGGCCCCAGAAAGGAUUCGGAGACAUUUGUGACCCUGCCUGUGAAAACCUAGCCCAAGUCUUUUCAAUCAUAUAAUGUAAAUAACUUUCGGUGAAAAUAUAACCUUGAUAUCUUUAAUAUUGACUAAGAUUAAAGUUAAUGAUUUGAUGCAUUGAUGCACAGAAUCUCUAAAAGACUUUAGCUUGGCUUUCACAGACAGUGUCACCUUUUUGUGUUAAAAAAAAAAAAUCAAGAGUCAUUAUAAAGAUGGCACAAGCAAAGUGUCAUUCCACAAAAAAUAUAUUUGGUAAAUACAUUUGCUGCUUAAAAUGCAAGCAUGCAAUAUCCAUCUCCUGGUUAGCAUAUGUUAGUGGAAUAUAUCCGUAAAUCAAAAGACUUCAUAUAUUUUUUACUGUGCACUAAGUUAAAAUCAAUACUUGUAAAAUUAUUUGUUAGUUAUUUUGCUAAUUUGAUCUUUUGCUAUUUAAUUUCAUUUUCAUGCGAGUCUCCAAGAAAGUCUGAAUAUUAUCUGAAGAGAUUGUAGGUUAACAUUUCUAUUUAUUGCAGGCAAAGAGACAAGUGAUCAGACAUUUUAAGACAGAUGUUUAGAAAAGAGAGAUUAAGAAGAAACCAAAAGGAAAUGGGAAGCCAUGAAACACUGAAAGAUUCAGAAAGUUGAAUGAAGGACAGAAGAUUAAAAUUAAUGGGUAGAAGACCAAGAGAGAUAGAUAUGAGGGAGGAGAGACCAAAUCUCUGUUGGUUUCAUUGUUUGUCAGCCUACAUGCUUCAUUUCCACUUCACACAGUCUCUAGAUCUGCUUCGGUAUUUCUCAAUGCGUGUUGACAAGCAUCCUAACAAAGAAGAUGUGUGAAUGUGUUUGUGUGCUGCCAGUUUCCAUUGACCCAACCGAGUCUGUAUCAGGCUCCUCUGUGUGUGUGUGUGUGUGUGUGUGUGUGUGUGUGUGUGUGUGUGUGUGUGUGUGUCUUCUGCUGUACCUGUUGUGUCUUAGGUGGUUUUAUUUUUAUAUGUUUGAGAUUUGUGUGAUCUGCUUAAAAUGGUGUACAUUUUCUUCCCGUGUAUGCACUAACAUGACAUCUGUACAGAACCUCUUCGCCAAAUGUAUAUACUGAAUGUAAUGUUUAGGGACGUAGAGGCUUUGAAAUUCUGACAAAUAAAGUUUAUUGGUCUAACUUA